Acaulospora morrowiae is the source of this 331-nucleotide messenger RNA. NCBI's taxonomy places the organism in Eukaryota, Fungi, Glomeromycota, Glomeromycetes, Diversisporales, Acaulosporaceae. The record is from the annotation of a GenBank genome assembly.
CAUAGGCACAGUAAAAUGCAACCAGGUAAAACAUGGAAACAAGCUAGCUGAACUAUUGUUGCUUUACAGCCAUAGAGAAUUACUUUUUAAGUAUUAUACAGCAGCAUUUUUGCCUUACAUUAGUCAAGGGUUUCCCCUUGAGGCAGUCUUGGCGAAGCUACAGUAUAAUAUCGAAUAUAUAUCCAGCAUUAGUCAAAGGUUUCCCUUUGAGGCAGCCUCGAUAAUACUCGACAUGGAUAAAGCCAUGCUUCCACAGUUUCGAACGGACCCCACCCUGCUUAAAUACUUACCAGAAUCGGAAGCAAGUCGACAAUUCGAAGUAGCCAUUUAG